AUGGCCGAGGGUAAGACUUUGGAUGGAGGUGUGAAAACAGAAGAGGACAGAGCAACAACCAGCCACUCAGCAGUCAUGGAUUCUGAAAAUGAGCAACAUACAAGCAAGAGGAAGGAAGACAGCAUAAAUACAGUGCCUUACUACAAACUCUUCUCCUUUGCUGACUCCUUGGAUUGCCUUCUAAUUUUUGUUGGCACAGUUGGCGCUAUUGGAAACGGGAUAUCUUUGCCUCUCAUGACGGUUAUUAUGGGAAAUAUAAUUGAUUCUUUUGGACAUUUUGCUAACACAAAACAACUGGUUCAUGAAGUUUCUAAGGUAUCUCUGCAGUUUGUAUAUUUGGCUCUGGGGUCUUCGGUCACUUCAUUUAUACAGGUGGCCUGCUGGAUGGUCACUGGAGAAAGACAGGCUGCCAGAAUAAGAACUCUUUACUUGAAAACGAUAUUGAGGCAAGAAGUUGGCUUCUUUGAUGGGGAAACUAACACGGGAGAAAUUGUUGAGCGAAUGUCAGGUGAAACUGUGCUUAUUCAAGGUGCAAUGGGUGAGAAGGUAGGAAAGUUCCUUCAAUUGGUAUCAACAUUUCUAGGAAGCUUUGCCAUAGCAUUUGCCAGAGGAUGGCUUCUCACUCUUGUUAUGCUAUCUUCUAUUCCUGCUGUGGUCAUCUCUGGUGCAAUCAUGAGUCUUGUUAUAUCCAAGCUGGCAAGCCAUGGACAAGCAUCUUAUUCAGCGGCUGCAACACUGGUUGAGCAAAUUAUUGGUUCAAUCAGAACAGUUGCAUCAUUCACUGGGGAGAAGCAAGCAGUAGAUAAGUACAACACGUCCCUAACAAAGGCUUAUAAGUCUGCUGUCAAAGAGGGGUUGGCAUCUGGGUCGGGAAUGGGUGCUGUUCACUUUAUUGUAUUCUGCAGUUAUGGUUUGUCAGUAUGGUAUGGUGGAAAGAUGAUAAUUGAGAAAGGAUACUCCGGAGGAGAUGUUCUUAACGUCAUUUUAGCUGUGGUGAUGGGCUCCUUGUCUCUUGGGCAAGCAUCUCCAUGUAUGAGUGCAUUUGCUGCUGGACAGGCUGCAGCAUUUAAGAUGUUUGAGACUAUAAACAGGAAGCCGGAGAUAGAUGCUUAUGACAAUAACGGGAAACAAUUGGAUGACAUUCGUGGAGACAUAGAACUAAGAGACAUUCACUUUAGUUAUCCUUCAAGACCAGAUGAACAAAUUUUUAGUGGUUUUUCUCUUUCAAUUCCUUGUGGUACCACUGCUGCUUUGGUUGGACAGAGUGGAAGUGGCAAAUCUACAGUGAUCGGUUUGAUUGAGAGAUUCUAUGACCCUCAGGCUGGUGAAGUCCUUAUAGAUGGCAUCAAUCUCAAAGAGUUCCAGCUGAAAUGGAUCAGACAGAAAAUAAGCCUUGUGAGUCAAGAACCUGUGCUGUUUUCUUCUAGCAUUAGAGACAAUAUUGCCUAUGGGAAGGAUGGUGCAACGGCUGAGGAAAUAGGGACUGCUAUUGAGCUUGCCAACGCUGCUAGAUUUAUAGAUAAGCUGCCGCAGGGACCAGACACAAUGGUCGGAGAACAUGGAGCUCAACUAUCUGGGGGCCAGAAGCAGAGGGUUGCCUUAGCUAGAGCAAUUAUAAAAGACCCAAGAGUUCUACUCCUAGAUGAAGCCACAAGUGCGCUUGAUGCAGAAUCUGAGAGAGUUGUACAAGAAGCACUGGAUAGAGUUAUGAUCAACCGAACUACUGUCAUUGUCGCCCACCGUUUGAGCACAGUAAGGAAUGCUGAUACAAUUGCUGUCCUACAUGAAGGAAAAAUUAUUGAAAAAGGACCGCACAUAGAACUUGUUAAGGAUUCCGAGGGAGCUUACAGCCAGCUUAUACAGUUGCAAGAAAUCAAAUCAUUAUCAGACCAAAGUGCAUUCAAUGAUCAAACCAGACAAGAAAUUACCAUUGAUUCCGGAAGGCAUUCAAGUCAGAGGAUUUCCUUAUCACGAUCCAUAAGUCGAGGAUCAUCUGGAACUGGAAACAGUAAUCGUCACUCAUUUUCAGUCUCAGUUGCUGUUCCCACAGCAAUCAAUGGGCUUGAAACAUCAACUACGUUGUCCAACACUUCAGUUUCAGCACCAUCUCAAGUGCCACAAGAAGUCUCACCUCUCCGCCUGGCACUUCUUAACAAACCUGAGAUGCCAGUGCUACUCUUGGGUUCUAUAGCUGCAGCAGCAAAUGGGUUGGUAUUACCUGCUUAUGGGGUAUUGCUAUCAGGUAUGGUAAAAUCUUUCUUUGAGCCGGAAAAUGAACUCCGUAAGGAUUCAAAGUUUUGGGCAUUAGUAUUUGUUGGUGUUGGUGUAGCGGCUUUAUUGACAGAAUCAUCAAAGUCAUACCUUUUAGGCGUGGCUGGGUGUAAGUUAAUACAACGAAUUCGAUCAAUGUGCUUUGAAAAAGUAGUUUACAUGGAAGUAAGUUGGUUUGAUGAAGCUGAGAACUCAAGUGGAGCAAUAUCUGCAAGGCUUUCUGUUGAUGCAGCUUCAGUGAGAGGUCUAGUUGGAGACACUCUUGCUUUUGUAGUUCAGAAUAUUGCAACUGCAAUUGCUGGCUUGGUUGUUGCUUUUGAGGCAUGUUGGCAAUUGGCACUUGUAAUCCUUGUAAUGCUGCCUCUACAAGGAUUAAAUGGAUAUGUUCAAUUCAAGUUCUUGGCGGGAUUCAGCGCGGAUGCAAAGAAAAUGUAUGAGGAGGCAAGUCAAGUUGCAAAUGAUGCGGUAGGGAGUAUUAGAACAGUUGCUUCUUUUUGUGCUGAAGAAAAGGUGAUGGAAUUGUACAAGAAGAAAUGCGAAGGCCCUAUAAAAUCAGGGAUAAGGCAAGGUUUAAUUAGUGGGAUAGGUUUUGGAGUAUCAUUCUUUUUGAUUUACUCUGCAUAUGCAUGCAGUUUUUAUGUUGGAGCCCGCCUCGUUGAAGAUGAAAAAACAGAUUUCGCCGAUGUUUUCAGAGUUUUCUUUGCACUCACUAUGACAGCAUUUGGAAUUUCUCAGUCAAGCUCAUUGGCUCCUGAUACAAGUAAAGCAAAGAGUGCUGUUGCUUCUAUAUUUGCAAUUCUUGACAGGAAAUCAAAAAUAGACUCUAGUGAUGACUCUGCAAGUUUAACUACAUUAGAAAGGGUAAAGGGAGAGCUUGAGUUUCACCACGUUAGUUUCAAGUAUCCCAUUAGACCCGAUGUGCAAAUAUUCAAGGAUCUUAGCUUAGCUAUUCAUGCUGGCGAGACAGUUGCACUUGUUGGAGAAAGUGGGAGUGGAAAAUCAACAGUAAUAUCGUUGUUGCAAAGAUUUUAUGACCCGGAUUCAGGCCACAUUACGCUGGAUGGAAUAGAAAUCAGAAAGCUCCAACUGAAGUGGUUGAGGCAGCAGAUGGGACUAGUGAGCCAAGAGCCUGUGUUGUUCAAUGACACCAUCCGAGCUAACAUUGCAUAUGGAAAGGAAGGAGAUGCAACAGAAGCUGAAAUCAUAGCAGCAGCAGAAUUGGCAAAUGCCCACAAGUUUGUCAGCAGUUUACAACAGGGUUAUGAUACAGCAGUAGGAGAGAGAGGGAUUCAACUGUCUGGUGGGCAGAAGCAAAGGGUGGCAAUUGCAAGAGCAUUAAUGAAGGGACCAAAAAUACUACUAUUGGAUGAAGCAACAAGUGCUCUUGAUGCUGAAUCGGAAAGACUGGUUCAAGAUGCAUUGGACCAUGUAAUGGUGGAACGGACCACAGUGGUGGUGGCCCAUCGGUUGUCAACAAUCAAAAGUGCAGAUUUAAUUGCAGUGAUGAAGAAUGGAGUAAUUGCAGAGAAGGGAAAGCAUCAAAGUUUGAUCAGUAUAAAAGAUGGAAUUUAUGCUUCUUUGGCAGCUUUACAUGCAACUGCCCCAGCAUAGAAAUCCAAUUCAUAUUUUGUAUGUUGUAUGAAGAUUAAGCUAAUUGUGAGGCCUGGCCAUCAACGUUGGACGCAUUGGAUAU
Ziziphus jujuba (common jujube) is the source of this 3964-nucleotide messenger RNA. RefSeq names its product ABC transporter B family member 11. The record is from RefSeq and is a predicted model, not a curated record. Gene Ontology annotation, biological process: transmembrane transport. NCBI's taxonomy places the organism in Eukaryota, Viridiplantae, Streptophyta, Magnoliopsida, Rosales, Rhamnaceae. Gene Ontology annotation, cellular component: membrane. The transcript is spliced from 12 exons. Bases 1 to 3882 code for a protein of 1293 amino acids. Gene Ontology annotation, molecular function: ATP hydrolysis activity; ABC-type transporter activity; ATP binding.